AUGAACCAACCAAUAACAACAACAACAAUAAAUAAUCCUCAACAACAACAACAACAAAACCAUCAUAAUAAACCACAAAUUAAAAUUUAUCCAAGUAAAUUACAUAAGGAUAAUAAAGGUGCAAUUGAUUGGAGUUGGCAAAAUUUGAUAGCAUAUGGAUGUCAUUCACAUGUUGUUAUUUUAGAUCCAUUCCAUUUACAAGUUUUACAAACAUUAGAUGAACAUCGAUAUUUUGUAUCAAUUGUUAAAUGGUCAAAUGAUAUUUCACCUUCAACAUCAUUCUUAUUAUCAAAUAAAGAGGAGAUAAAUAAUAGCAAUAACAAUAACAAUAGUAAUAAUAACAAUCUUUCAGCACCAUCAUCACCAUCAAGUAAUAGUAGUAAUAGUAAUAAUAAUAAUAAUAAUAAUAAUUUAGUAAGAUUAGCAACAGCAGAUAUCAAUGGACAUAUUAUAAUAUGGAAUGUAUUAGAUGCACAAGUUUUAUUAUAUUUACCAAAUACUGAAUCAAAUCAUAGAUCAUCAAUAAGUGAUUUAUGUUGGCAUCCACAUGACCCGGAUUUAUUAUUAUCAUUACAUACUGGUUAUCUAAGUCUUUGGAAUGUUUCAAAUGGUCAACGUAUUUGGAAACGUGAUAUUCCAGAUGGAUUCAGUGGUUAUUCAAUUCAAUUUGAUCCAUUUAAAAAUAAUCGUAUAUUCAUUUCAACAAAUUUCGGUUGCAUUUAUUCAAUUGAUGAUUUAUCACAACAUCAAUUACCUUUAUUAGAUUUUAAAUAUAGAAUAUCUUGUAAAAAUAAUCAACCAAUUUUAAAUAAUGAUUUACAACAAUUAUCAAAUCAAUGGUUAUUAUAUAAUAAUAAUAACAAUAAUAAUAAUAACAAUACUAAUAAUAAUAAUACUAAUAAUAAUAAUAAUAAUAGCGGUAAUAAUAAUAAUAAUAUAAAUUCAAAUCAAAAUAAUUUAAAUAAUUCAAAUCAAAAUAAUUUAAAUAAUUUAAAUCAAAAUAAUUCAAAUUUAAAUUUACAUUUAGAUUUUUUAGAAAUGAAAUUUUCAUUAUUUAAUAAAAAUUUAAUUUAUUAUGUUUUACAAAGAGAAAUAUUUAUUUAUGAUUCAAAUACAUCACAAUUAUUUGGUAGUUUAAUAUUGGAUAGAAAUAAAUCAAACUUUGUGAAAAUAUUAUUAUGUAAAGAUAAUUCAAAUUUAAUGUUUUCAUUACAUGAUGAUGGUAGUAUUACAAGUUGGAAUAAAAGAAUAAUUGAUAAUAGUACCAAUAAUACCAAUAAUGGAGUAAUGUUUAGUUAUGAUCAAAUUUGUAUAUCAGAUUUAUCACAUUAUCAAAAGAAAAGUAAAAAAAAGAAUAAUCAACAAAUUAUUUAUUCAUUUAUGAAUAGUCCAUUAUUUGAACAAACUUGUAUUUCAAUUUCUGGUGAUGGUUGUUGUUUGAAAUGGGAUUUCAUUUCAGAGAUUAGUAGUAAUGGUUCAAUGAGUAUUUAUCAACCAAGAUUACAUCAGCUAUCAACCAAGCCAUUGAAUGGUGUAAUUAAAUUAGCAGUUUCAGGAUUUAAUGAAACAUUGUCAUCACCAAAUACUUCACUAUCGGUUUAUCCAUUUCAUAAUAGAUCAGGUAUAUCAUUGAUUGCAAUUGGUACGGUACAUGGAACUAUUCAAAUUGUUAAUAUGUCAACUUUUAAAGUUCAAAAAGAAAUUUACAUUUGGCCAAGACCAAUCUAUGGUAUACGUUGGUUAUCACCUGGUAGAGUUUUAUGUUUUUCAUUUGAGGAACAUGAUAAAGGAAACUAUUUAAAUUAUAUUACAUCUGUUGAUUUUAGAUCAGGCAGAAUCAAAGAAUUUAGAAAAGUUAGUGGUAGUGAACCAUCACCAAUCAGAGGUAUAAGAUUAUCAUUCUCUAGAAAGUUUUUGGUGGUUCUUUUAAAAGAUAGACCAUUUGAACUAUGGGAAACUAAAAGAUUUACAUUGUUAAGAUCUUUUAAACCAUUUGUUCAUAUAGUCGGUUUGGAAUGGUUACCACCAAAAGAUGAUAGUGAAGUAGAGUUAUCAUCGGAAUUCACUCGUUAUGAAGCAAAAGAACAAUUCACUUUUCUCCUUCAAGAUGGUACUGUUAAAAGUUGUACAAUCGAAUCAAACUCUGUAACUUUACAAGAUGUUCAUGCUGAUUUAGGUCCAAUUCAAAGUAGUUUAGCAAGUAAAAGAGAAUUCUUAGUCAGUGGUGACAUAAGUGGCACAAUUCAUUCUUGGAAUUUAAUUAAAAAGAAACUUCAUACAUUUUCCACUCAUCGUGGUCCAAUUAAAAAAAUUAGAUUCUCACCGAAUCCACAAUCCUCUGAAAUUAUGGUAUUGUUUAUUAAUGGUGAAUUUGGUAUUUGGGAUUUAAAUUUAAAUCAACGUACUGCCGUUGGUACCUAUCUAUUGGAACGUGAUAUUAAAGCCAUCGAUUUCGAAUGGUUAACCGAAUCAUCACCAAUCAUCGUUGGUGCUGAUAAUAGUAUUAGAGUUUUAGAUUUAUCAUUAAGUGUUACAAAUUCAAAAUUUCAUUUCUCAAGUGCAUUAGCCCAAUCGAUAUACUCUCAAGAUCAUAUGGCAAGUGGUGGCGGUGGUGGUUUUACAAAUAGUAAUGGUGGUUAUCUUUAUUCUCCAAUUUUAUUACCAACCAUUCAAUGGUUACAAUUAAAGAAUUUACUUUUAAAUUAUAGAAUUCUCUUAUUUUCAAACUUUUUAAAUGGUAUCAAUUCAAUCAAUGAUCAAGAUCUUAAUCGUUCCUAUGAUAGCUCUUAUAUCAUUAAAGAUAAUAGUGAAAAAAAUUCAAAAUUAUUAUCAUUUGUUGAUGAAAAAUUAUUAUCAAUAAUUACUCCAAUUAAUUCCGAAUCAUGUGAUGAUGACGAUGAUGGUAAUAAUAAUAAUAAUAAUAAUGAUGAUGAUGAUGCUUCCUCAUCUUUUAUUUAUAAAUGCAAUGGUUCAAGUUUGGCAGAAUCAAAUCUUUCAAUCUCUCAAUAUUUUGGUGAUUAUAAAGAAAUGGAAUUUUGGAGAAUUUGUAUUUCCUCCUUAUCAAAAUUUAAAAGAGAUAAUAAUAAUUCAAUAAAAUCUUCAUCUUUUUAUAAUAAUGAUUUAAUUGAAUAUUAUCAAUCAUUACCAUGUUUACCAACAAUUCCAAUGGUUAAUGAUAAUAAUCAACAACAACAACAAAGUACAACAACUAAUAUAACAGCACAAACUAUUACAACUAAUAAUAAUAGUAAUAAUAGUAAUAAUAUCAAUAACAAUAGCAAUAAUAAUAAUAAUACUAAUAUCAAUAAUAAUAAUAAUAAUAAUAAUAAUAAUAAUAAUAAUAAUAAUAAUAAUAAUAAUAAUAAUAAUAAUAAUAAUAAUAAUAAUAAUAAUAAUAAUAAUAAUAAUAAUAAUAAUACUAAUAAUAAUAUAACACCAACAUUAAUUUCAGCAUCACAAAAUAAUAUAAGUAUUUCACCAACUAUAACUCCCAGUUCACCAAGUACGACCUCAACCACAACUACAAAUAAUACUAAUACUACAAAUACCGCAACAAAUAUAUUGAAAAAGCCAUUGGCUUCAUUUUUUGGAUUUGGUCAAAAGAGUACACCAACAACACCAACACAAACACAAACACCAACAACACCAUCACCAUCACCAUCACCAUCAAAUAUUGUAACACCAACUAUUGUUACCACUCCAGUGAUUAAUCAAUCUUCCAAUUCUUUUACAGUUUCUCCACCUGUAACUCCUUCUAAAACAAGUAUUUUAUCUUCUUCUACUUCUUCUUUAUUCCCACUUUUAUCAAGUCAAUUCCAACAACUUCAACAACAUAAUCAACCUUCCCAACAACAACAAACACAACCACAACCACAACAACAACAACAACAACAACAACAACAACAACCAACAACAACAACAACAAUCACAACAACAACAACAACAACAACAACACAAAAUCAAUCAAACCCAUUAUCACGAUCAUACUCAUCAGUUGCAUCACAAUUAAAUCAAUCAGUUGAUAUUGUAAAUUCAAAUGGUUCAAAUACACCAUUAUGUUUUUCAACAAAUACUAAUAGUGGUGGAGAUGAUGAUAAUAACAAUAGUUUACCAAAUUACUAUGACGUUUUAUUAGAACCAAAUUGUUUAAGAUCUUUAGAAUUGGAUAGAGCAGAUUCUUAUGAAAAAAAGAAACCAGAUUAUGAUUUAACAAAAAAAUUAAUUUCAAAGAAUAUUUUAUUUGGUAGAAAUACAAAAGCUGUAAGUUUAUUAUUGGACACUACACCAGAUCAUCCAGAUUUCUUUGAUCGUGCUAUGAAAGCAUGUGUUAUCUCUGCAUCAAUCUCUACAGAAUAUUAUCAAAACACUACAAAAUUGAUUGCCGAUAAUUUAAUUGCCGUUGGUAAAUUGGAUGAAGGUGUUCAAUUUUUAUGUUUAAUCGGUAAAACUAUGGAAGCAUGUAAAUAUUUGCAAUCUUGUGAUCGUUGGUAUGAAGCUGCCAUUCUAUCGAAAUCUAACCUCUCUGAAGAAGAAUAUUUUGUUGUGUUUAGAGCUUGGGUUAUCCAUUUAUUGGAGACAUCUGGUAUUGGUUUAAAUAAUCAAGGAAACAAACAAUCAAAACCACAAAAUAUUAGCCAAUCCAUUAGUUUACUUUUAUCAAUUGGUGAUUUCAAAAGUGUAAUUCAAAUCCUAUAUGAAACUCAACAAUGUGAUAUCGCUUCACUUUUAAUUGAUUGUUGUUUAGAAAAUAAUAUUUUCAAAAUUCCAAAUUUUGAUACAGACGAUCAAAGUUCUCAAGAAAAUGAUAUGACAACUUCAAUUUCUAUUUAUUCAACCAAUCAAAAUAAUAAUAAUAAUAACAAUAAUAACUCACCAAAUUCUUUAAAUAAUUCAGCUGGUAUAUCCUUUAAAUUUAAUCAACUAAUCCAAGUUAUUUUUAAAGAAUAUGGAAAUGUAUUGCACCAAUUAGGUAAUGACCAUUCUGCUAAUUAUUUUUGGAAAAAAGCUGGAAGAAAAUUUUAA
Molecule: messenger RNA, 5022 nt
Organism: Dictyostelium discoideum AX4
Lineage: Eukaryota; Evosea; Eumycetozoa; Dictyosteliales; Dictyosteliaceae
Exons: 1
Coding region: 1-5022 (1673 amino acids)
Source: RefSeq, a predicted model, not a curated record